GCAGCCCCAUCCCCCACCCCAAUUCGCAUGCGCAGGGCACUGUCACCCGGAUGCAAACCAUGGCGGAGGAGGGAGAUCAGCCACAGACAACCAACACAGUUGAGGAGCCUCUUGACCUGAUCCGACUCAGUCUGGAUGAGAGAAUUUACGUGAAAAUGAGAAAUGACAGAGAACUUCGGGGGAGACUACACGCCUACGAUCAGCAUUUAAACAUGAUUUUGGGUGAUGUUGAAGAAACUGUUACAACUGUAGAAAUCGAUGAGGAAACAUAUGAGGAGAUAUACAAAUCCACCAAGAGAAAUAUUCCAAUGCUGUUUGUCCGUGGUGAUGGUGUUGUUCUAGUGGCGCCUCCACUAAGAGUUGUUUAAACACAGCCAGCUGAGCGUUAUGGACUAAAUUUCAACCUGGGUUUAUAUCUUUCAGUUUAUGGAGAGAAUACUCUGAUAUUAUUUUUAUAAAAUGUACCUCGAUAUUGUGAGGUUUGUACCUGUAGUUUACUUUUGAUUAUUUACCGUGAACAGUUGAGUAAAUAAAAUAUUUUCAUUUGAUUUAAUAAAGGUUGAUCUUUCAAUUCUA
Hemiscyllium ocellatum (epaulette shark) is the source of this 576-nucleotide messenger RNA. RefSeq names its product LSM3 homolog, U6 small nuclear RNA and mRNA degradation associated (gene lsm3). Bases 51 to 368 code for a protein of 105 amino acids. Gene Ontology annotation, cellular component: catalytic step 2 spliceosome; Lsm1-7-Pat1 complex; U4/U6 x U5 tri-snRNP complex. The transcript is spliced from 4 exons. The record is from RefSeq and is a predicted model, not a curated record. Gene Ontology annotation, molecular function: RNA binding. Lineage: Eukaryota; Metazoa; Chordata; Chondrichthyes; Orectolobiformes; Hemiscylliidae. Gene Ontology annotation, biological process: P-body assembly; mRNA splicing, via spliceosome.